Messenger RNA from Sphaeramia orbicularis (orbiculate cardinalfish), 3006 nucleotides. RefSeq names its product V-set and transmembrane domain containing 2 like a (gene vstm2la). NCBI's taxonomy places the organism in Eukaryota, Metazoa, Chordata, Actinopteri, Kurtiformes, Apogonidae. The transcript is spliced from 4 exons. Gene Ontology annotation, cellular component: membrane. Bases 245 to 1024 code for a protein of 259 amino acids. The record is from RefSeq and is a predicted model, not a curated record.
GGUCGGUCAGUCAGUCUGCGGGCUGAGCGACGGAGGCUGCGGACACUUUUCCACCUUUUCUCCGCUUCACGCAGGUAUCCCGCUCCCUUCAGCGCAGACAACAAGUCACCUGGAUUUUAAAGCAACAAGGAAAAGACAAAGAACAAAGAAGACCCCCUUUUUUUUUCCCCCUACGUGCCCUCCACCUGAUGUGAAAGGGGAAAAAGAGAGAAGGGAAAGGAAAGAAAAAAGAAAUAGAAGAGAAAUGGGAGCGUUCCGCGUGCUGCUGGGGAGUUUACAUUACAUGGGACUCUGCGUGCAACUUAGUGUCUGCACGAGACAAGCUGGACACGGAGAGAUAGAGAACCACAUCUCUGGGAACGCCAUGUUCACAGAGGUACCUCAUGAUAUGACGGCUCAGAGGGGUCAGGAUGUGGAGAUGGCCUGCUCCUUCAGGGGAGCGGGGAUGCCCUCGUAUUCCCUGGAGAUCCAGUGGUGGUACAUCAGGAACCACCUGGACUGGACGGACAGACAGCCCUGGACCACCAAUGAGGUGGCUCCAGAUGAAGAGAUGCCAAAGGAUGCCACAAAAAUAAGUGUUGUGAAGGUUGUGGGAAGCAACAUCUCCCACAAGCUCCGCCUCUCCCGAGUCAAGCCGUCCGACGAGGGUACGUACGAGUGCCGUGUCAUCGACUUCAGCGACGUCGCCGGCGCCCGUCACCAUCGUGUCCGAGCCUACCUGCAGGUGGUGCCUGAAGGCGAAGCCCCCGACGCCACCCACAACAACAACUUCGACGCCCUGGAUGAUACCAAGAGAGAAGUGGGAUUCGGCGACGGGGAAGGAGCGAAAGACCACAGCCAUCACCAGAACCACGGCCACCACCACCAGGAGCACGGCAAGCAGCCUCCGUCGCCCGCCCACCACGGCCACAGCCAUGGCAGCAGCAGUCAGCAGCACAAGGCAGGACGGGAGCUGAGGAAGAGGGACGUGGACAGUAACCACAACCACAAUGACUGCACCAACGAGCCCAGCUGCGCUCUGUAGACGCCGGCUUAUUCCACCUGACUGAUAGAUUACACAAGGAUUGCAUAAUGUGAUGUGUGUCACAGCAUGAAAAGCUAUUCUUCCCACACAGUGCAGGCCUGUGCACAUACCCAGAAUCCCAAGAAAUGUACAGUGUGGCUCACUCAGAGCCAGGGCGGUGGACGCGCUGUGCUGGGAAACGUAGCUUUUUCUUGCUGUGCAUAGGUCUGGGUGGAUCUGCUCACUGUCUGGUCUGUAAAGCCUUGCUUCAUGACAUUCAGCAGAGGGGCUGACGUGUAGAUAUAGGCAGCUCCACAGUUCCUGGUCUCAGCACCAACAAAGAGACUCUGUCUUAGUAUUAACCCAUGCUAUGUCCCACAGUCUGUAAAUGAUAAAACCCUGCUUUUCACUGACAUACUUUUCCACUGCCUUACUCCAUCAUCAAAUACACAUAUAAAAAAGUUUCAUAUUUGAGGACUCUAUAACACUAUGGGUUACCUUCUAUAAGUGGGUAAAAGAAACAGGCCUAUUUAUUACACUGAAUGAAACUCAUUUUGAUUUCAUUCGGCACAAUAAUUCCUCUAGUUCUUCAUCUUCUGCUCUAGUUUAAUUCCAGCUUUUUCUAUCUUCAAAUAAUGUUAGAAAAUGCAUACAAACUGAAGUUGCAGACAGUUUUAAAUUGAUUCCACCACACAGGGAGAAGGAAAAACGUUAGAUUUAGUUGGAUUUCACCAAGAUCUCAGCUGCCAUGUUCAUCAAGGUCAGCUCUUUUCAGUUUGUAUGAGCACAGCGGCCGUGUGGAAAGCGUAGGAGGGUUUGUAUCUUAAGCUGGCCUUCCUAGAACGUUUGGAGGUUUUGAUUCUGCAGCGCAACACAAAUAAAUAAUCUGCUUUGUGCUGUAGGUUCGAUCCAUUCAUGGCUGAGAAAAAGACACCCAUCGAGAUCAAAUCUGUGCAACAAAAUCCCAAAUCCGAUUUGGUGCGCCUGAGAAUCCAGUCUGUGAUAAAGAAUCAACAGAAGUAAUCCUACUGUUCUUUGGUGCAUUUUUUGGGUAGAUCAGUCCUGUAUUCCUGUCUCAGCUAAGUUCCUUGUACAUGUAUUCUAAGGCUCUGGCCCGGCGCUCAUCAGUCAUUGAAAAAGCCUCAAUCCCCUCCACUACAAGCCUCUAAUCCACUCUGUAUAUACAACUGUAUAAUAUGAAAUAAAGUGAGUGCAUGUUUAGUAAUUUUCUUAACAACUUUUUCAACCAAUCAUACACAAAAACAAUGUUAGUUAAGAAUAUCACUGUCCAUUCUGUCCUAAAGAUCCUUUUCUACUUCUGAAGUCCUGUCAGAUACAGAGCUUUUUUUUUCUCUCCAAAAGGUUUCUGUUGCUUUACUGCUCUCCAGAAGUGCUGUACAGACAGAUGAAUGACAUAUUCCUAUUCAUAGCUGCUCAGAAAGGGGUUUCCCUGAUGUAUCUUAGUACUUAACGCAGUGUUUCUUAAACCACAGUACUGUAUGUGGAGGGCUGGAAAAGUGUUAUUGAAUUUUAAUGAGCCCAACGCUGGGAUCGAAUUAAUUUCAUCAGGUUGGGAAGGGGCUGAAAAGCUGUGCGCCAUUUUACUUCUGCUAGUUUUGUAAGUCAGCCUGAAGAGAUGAAACGAGACAGAGUGAAUGUGGAUAUGACACCAGGUCACAGAUUGAGGGUUAGAACGAAGAGGGAAACAUUGUUAGUGAAACUGUCCACAUCCUCAGAAUGCAGUCGGCAUCUGAAGUGGUGCUGUGUUCUCCAUCUGAGGAACAUCGGCAUUCCAUUCCAGCAGGAAAGUCCCAAAACAAGGAAGGAAGAGGAAGUGGGACUGUAAUUUAGUUUUUUCCAAUCAAUAUCUUUGAUUUGAUGUUUUGUAAAGAAGAGAGCACUGUUAAAAUAAAAGAGGGAAAAUGUACAUUUCUUCUAGAAUGUUUGGUCUCACACUAAGUGUAUGCCUUUAUCAAAUGAAAUAAAUUGUAUAUGAAACACCA